UCGAUUUGUGGGAUUUAGAGUCGAUUAAAAUCCGAACGAUUCUGGGAAAAAAGGAUUUAUUUUUUCUAAAUAUUACGCUUUAAUAUUAAAAUUUUAGCUAAAUAUAAUCAUUUAUACUUUAAAGAUUAAUUUCUUUCGCUUUUUUAGCAGGGAAACAGUCGAGUCGGUCACGAAAUAUUAUAAAUAUCUGCAAAAGGAAUUUUAUAACGUAAAAAGAGUCAAAAAUAUUUUUUAUUUUAAAAAUACCGACAAUCGAUAAGAGAGGGCGUUUCGGGCGGAUUUGUGUUUUCAUUUUGUGAAUGGAAAGGGUUUAGAAUUAUUUUUUGCCGAUUUAAAGAAAUGGAAGUAGGAGAAGGAAGUGCCGCCAAACCGAAGACUACGAGUACGGAUUCGUUAGCCGGUUCGGAGUCUAAAUCCAGUUCUUUAAAUUCUAAAAUCGGCCAAGAGUCCGGAGGAAGCCAAAGCUCGCAGUCCAAAGGGUCGCAGUCUCCAUCCAAAUUGUCGUGUUCCUCUUCGUCGACGUCCACCGAAAACAUCCCCCUACAAGAAUUAAAGUCAAAACAGCGGGAAUUAAAUGUUAUCCCGCAUAGAAGCGAUGAACCUCCGCUUCUGCCCGGUGAAAUGAUCCCUGAUAAACUAAGAGCUCGUGAUGUGACAUAUUUAUGUCCUUAUAUUGGACCUGUACGUGGAACUCUCUUUGUUACUAAUUACAAGUUAUACUUUAAAAGUGCAGAUAAAGAUUCUCCUUUUGUGUUGGAUGUUCCUCUUGGUGUGGUUAGCCGAAUUGAAAAAGUUGGAGGAGCUACCAGUCGUGGAGAGAAUUCCUAUGGCAUAGAAUUAUUUUGCAAAGACAUGAGAAAUUUGAGAUUUGCUCACAAACAAGAAAAUCAUUCAAGACGUGAUGUGUUUGAGAAAUUACAGCAAUAUGCUUUCCCUAUUUCCAGUAAAUUGCCUCUCUUUGCAUUUGAAUUUCAAGAAAAAUAUCCCAUUAAUGGAUGGACAGUUUAUGAACCUAUUGCAGAAUACAAACGACAGGGUCUUCCUAAUGAAAGUUGGAAAAUUACAAAAAUUAAUGAAAAAUUUGAACUUUGUGAUACAUAUCCUGCAAUAUUAGCUGUGCCAUCUGCAGCAACUGAUGAUGAUUUGCGAGCUGUAGCCAAUUUUCGAAGUAGGGGAAGACUUCCUGUACUAUCUUGGAUACAUCCAGAAAGUCAAGCUACCAUAACUCGUUGCAGCCAGCCACUUGUUGGUGUCAGUGGAAAACGUAGUAAAGAUGAUGAAAAAUAUAUUCAGAUGAUUUUAGAUGCAAAUGCUCAGUCACAUAAAAUUUUCAUUAUGGAUACAAGACCUAGUGUUAAUGCUGCUGCUAAUAAAGCAAGAGGUGGUGGUUAUGAAAGUGAAGAUGCAUAUCAAAAUGCAGAAUUAGUAUUUCUUGAUGUCCAUAACAUUCAUGUUAUGAGAGAGAGUCUGAGAAAAUUAAAAGAAGUGUGUUUUCCUUCAAUUGAUGAAGCCCACUGGCUAUCAAAUAUUGAAUCUACACAUUGGUUGGAACACAUUCGCAGAAUUUUGGCAGGAGCAUUACGUAUUGCAGAUAAAGUGGAAAGUAAUAAAACUUCCGUUGUGGUCCAUUGCAGUGAUGGUUGGGAUCGGACUGCUCAGUCUACCAGUUUGGCAAUGCUGAUGUUAGAUCCAUUUUAUCGUACAAUUAAAGGCUUUGAAAUACUUGUAGAAAAGGAGUGGAUCAGUUUCGGCCAUAAAUUUGCUCAGCGUAUUGGACAUGGAGAUGAUAAACAUUCCGAUGCCGACAGAUCGCCCGUUUUUCUUCAGUUUGUAGAUUGCGUUUGGCAGAUGCUAAUUCAAUUUCCCAACGCAUUUGAAUUUAACGAGCAUUUUCUGAUUACAAUAUUGGAUCAUUUAUAUAGUUGUCUUUUUGGAACGUUCCUUUAUAAUUCAGAACGUGAAAGAAUGAAAGAGGACGUAAAAAAUAAAACCAUAUCGUUAUGGUCUUUUAUCAACAGUAAUUACGAGGAUUUUUGUAAUCCUCUCUACACGACGUAUCAUCAGCAACAUGUUCUAUAUCCCGCAACCACCAUGAGGCACAUUCAGUUAUGGAAAGGCUAUUAUUGUAGAUGGAAUCCAUGCAUGAGGCAUCAGGAAUCCGUACAGCAGCGUAGUCGAGAAUUUUUGGCCCUAAAGGCGCAGUUACAGCAGAAGGUAAACGAACUCAAGCAGGAACUGGAAGCGAAGAAUGCCAGAAACGCCGCCUCCUCUCCGAGAAUCACUUCUCCGGUCACCGUCUGACCGGAAUUCGAAGAAAGUAAUUUUUCCGGUCCGUAAUCCUUUUUACUGGCGGAUCCAUCCCGCUUUGAUUAAAACCGCGCGGGCGAGAUUCUUUGUAAGAAUUACUCGGCACGUCGAUUAGUUUUUUAUAUGAUUUUGUACGUGCAAAUCUCUUGGGAUGGACAUACGAAACGCGAGGACGCAACGAAGAUUGGGUCGAGUUAGUUUACCGUCGCUUUCUAGAUUUGUAAUCCAUAUUUAAUUUGUCUUUGUGUAGAAUAAAAUGAAUUUUUAAUGAAGUUUCCAAA
Centruroides sculpturatus (bark scorpion) is the source of this 2588-nucleotide messenger RNA. It is a transcript of the gene mtm, whose product is annotated as myotubularin-related protein 2-like. The transcript has 14 exons. The record is from RefSeq and is a predicted model, not a curated record. Gene Ontology annotation, biological process: dephosphorylation. The coding region runs from base 340 to 2301 and encodes 653 amino acids. Gene Ontology annotation, molecular function: phosphatidylinositol-3,5-bisphosphate 3-phosphatase activity. NCBI's taxonomy places the organism in Eukaryota, Metazoa, Arthropoda, Arachnida, Scorpiones, Buthidae.